This is a messenger RNA of Limulus polyphemus (Atlantic horseshoe crab), 407 nucleotides long. RefSeq lists its product as uncharacterized. Gene Ontology annotation, biological process: mitochondrial protein catabolic process; mitophagy by internal vacuole formation. The transcript has 2 exons. The record is from RefSeq and is a predicted model, not a curated record. Gene Ontology annotation, cellular component: mitochondrial outer membrane. Lineage: Eukaryota; Metazoa; Arthropoda; Merostomata; Xiphosura; Limulidae. The annotation marks the transcript as partial.
GAUCUUACUGCUUCUGUUGCAAGUCCAAAGCUUGUUCCGGUAAAGUUAAUAAAGGCGCCAUAUUGGAUGAUGAAGCCGGUGGCGACCUCUUACAGAUGAAAGCAUUAAAACAAGAAGUAGACUUGUUACAGAUUGAGCUUAAGAAAGCGAAAAAAAUGAUAGCAGUCAUGCAAGAGAGAGAGACGUUAUUGACAGACAGAUUAGCACAACAAGCCCAGAAAAUGCUGGAACGUGGAGUUAGGUUUGAAAAUGUGUCUCUCGGGGAUAAAACACCGACAGCUUUGAUUCGUCGCUAUGGUAACCUGUAUGCUCAAGCUCGUGUAGAUACCUUGGAUUUUUUGGAGAACUUUCCAGAACUUCGAGAUGCUGAUGAGCUAAAAUCUAAAAUCCUCUUCUCUGUCGUUGUG